AUGCACAAUCCUCUGCUAGACGAUGAUGAAGCCCCUCCUGGGGCUGAGCAGCAACCGACAGCAGCAGCAACAGCAGCAACAGCUGCGGAGAAGGCUGCAGCACGAACAGCAGCAGCAGAAACAGCAGCAGCAGAAACAGCAGCAGCAAACCCAGCAACUUUAGGAGGGGUGAAGGACCCCAAGCCCGAUCCCUCAGUAACAGAAGGAGUAGGGACUUGCAAGGGCAGCAGCAGCAGCAGCAACAGCACCAACAACAGCAGCAGCAACAGCAGCAGCAGCACGUCUCCUGCUGCUGCUGCUGCAACUGCAGCAGAUGCAGGAGAUAAAAAGAGACAGAGCAACGGAGGGACAGGCUACACCCGGCAGCAGAGAAAGAGAUCGAGAGGGGAGAAAAUAAGGCAGCAUAUGCAGCGCCUGCAGCAGCAGCACAAGCAGCAGCAGCAGCAGCAGCAGCAGCAGCAGCAGCAGAUUGAAGGAGACACUCAAAGUCCUGCAGCAGCAAAUGAAACGCCUCUAAAAAUACCUAGACCCCCUAAGAAGAAAUUCGUACUGCUGAUUGGGUACAACGGAGCGAAGUUUCACGGCUUUCAGAAGCAAUUUAAACAGCAAGACCCCUCAAGCAGAGACUCUGAGACCUCCUCUGGUGAAGAAGAAAAGGAGCAGCAGCAGCAGCAGCAGCAGCAGCAGCAGCUGCAGCAGCAGCAGCAGCAGCAGCAGCAGCAGCUGCAGCAGCAGCAGCAGCUGCGGACAGUAGAAGGGGAGCUUGAGGAGGCGCUGCUGCGCUGUGGUAGUAUUGCUGCUGAACAUUUCGGGUGUCUGCAGCGGCUGCAGUGGUCGCGAGCAGCAAGAACAGACAAAGGAGUGCAUGCAGCAGCAAAUGCUGUUGCUCUUAGGCUUUCUUUAGGUCCUGUUGCCUUCACUCACAACCUGCAGCAGCAGCAGCAGCAGCAACAGCAGCAGCAGCAGCAGCAGCAAGGGGAGCACCAAGAGACGCACGCGCAGCAGCAGCAACACCCAACGCCUCCACUCUCGCAGCAGCAGCAACAGCAACAGCAACCCAAGCAAGAGGAGCAGCAGCAAGAGCAGCAGCAGCAGCAACAACAACAGCAACAGCAGGAUUUAGAUGUGGGGACAGAGGACUUCGAUUGUCUCUCUCGGGGUGUAUGUACACUAGACAAAGAAGCUGUUGCUCAGUGGCAGCAGCAGCGGCUGCUGCUGCUGCUGCAGCGGCUGCAGCAGCAACUGCCGAAAGACAUUUGCUGCUUCGAUAUUCGUCCGGUCACCAAAAACUUCGAUGCCAGGGUCAGCUGCUCGCGGCGGGUGUAUGAGUAUGUAAUGCCGCUGUGGCUGCUGCAGCCAGCAGCAGUGAGAAGAGAUCUUAUUUGCUGCUACACUCGCUGCAUGCAGACAGACGCAGCAGCAGCAGCAGCAGCAGCAGAUGCAACAACAGCAGCAGCAGAUGCAACAACAACAGCCACCAGCGAGGAGGCUACAACCAGCAGCAACUCCACGGACUCAGAACAAAGAGCAGCAGCAGCAGCAGCAGCAGAUGCAGCAGCAGAAGAUGCAGCAGCAACAGAUGCAGCAGCAGCAAAAGAAGCAGCAGCAGAUGCAGCAGCAAUCCCUGCUGAUGCUCCCCCUGUCAGCAGCGAUGUCCCUCUUCACUUUGCUUCUCUCUACCCCAACCCCCCUCCAAAACUCUCCGACCAGGAGCUAGUUGAUCGGCUAGGCAAAGUGCUGCGACUUUAUGAAGGGACCUAUUGCUACCGCAAUUUUACUCGUGGAAGCAAAAACAAAGACAAAAAUUUAGCAGCAUUUAAACGUCACAUACACUCCGCUACCGUCAAACUGGGGAAACUUCCCGGCUAUGACGAGCCUGUGGCGGUGGUUCGCUUAGAAGGGCAGUCUUUCCUCUACAAUCAAAUCCGCAAGAUGAUGGGGUUGGCGGUAGAGAUAUGCAGACGUACAGCCCCUGUCUCUUCGAUUAGAGCUGCUACUGGUGGCAGCAGUGGCAGCAGAGUAUAA
Messenger RNA from Eimeria acervulina, 2025 nucleotides. RefSeq names its product Pseudouridylate synthase, related , related. Lineage: Eukaryota; Apicomplexa; Conoidasida; Eucoccidiorida; Eimeriidae. The transcript is spliced from 7 exons. The record is from RefSeq and is a predicted model, not a curated record. Gene Ontology annotation, biological process: tRNA pseudouridine synthesis; mRNA pseudouridine synthesis. Gene Ontology annotation, molecular function: pseudouridine synthase activity; RNA binding. The coding region runs from base 1 to 2025 and encodes 674 amino acids. Gene Ontology annotation, cellular component: nucleus.